AUGAUGACUCUGCAGCAAUUCUAUCCAAACCGCCACUGCGAAAGGCCAUCGAAGGCCUUGCAGCUCCUUCUAGGUAGAGGAGCAGCUGUGAACUCGCAGGGCGGCCUCAACGGUAAUGCUCUUCAGAUAACCUCUCGGAGGGGCUAUUGGAAGAUUGUAAGGCCUCUUCUCAAAAAAGGGGCAGGUCGGGGUGUCUACACCACCGAGAGAUCUCAGCGCCGGCUGCUUCUCGACGACGGAGCAGACAUCCACGUGAGGGGCUGUUCUUACAGAUACGCUCUCUGGGAUACCGACGUAGGAAAACAUCAAGACAUCCAAGAGCUCCUCAUGAGUAGAGGGGCAGAUGCAGCAGACAAGGGCUGGAUGGAGUGGGCUACUGAGAGAGCGAUCAUACUAUGGAGAUAG
Messenger RNA from Colletotrichum truncatum, 405 nucleotides. The record is from RefSeq and is a predicted model, not a curated record. NCBI's taxonomy places the organism in Eukaryota, Fungi, Ascomycota, Sordariomycetes, Glomerellales, Glomerellaceae.